AUACACUGAUCUCCUACUGGCAGAGGGCACCAUUUACAGAAAUAACAGAUUUUUUCAGCAUUUUAGAGGUUUGCCUUCAGAAUUUCAGAUAUCUAGGAAAACGAAAUAUAGUAAGGAAAAUUGCUGCUGCAGUUAAGUUUGCUCAGACCACCCGGAAUAAUGGAACAUUGAAAGGCUCCAGUUCAUCCUGUCAAACCUCUGGACUUCUGCCACAGUGGGCACAUUCUGCUUCUAGCAGUGAGGUUCACAAGCAUCAUAGAUCCCAAACUUUACCAAUAAUCCGUGGGAAAAAUGCCCUUUCCAAUCAUAAACUCCUACAGAUGAUAGAUAGUACCAUUCCAAGUGCCUCUAAUGAAACAGAUCUUGUGAGUUAUGUAGAUACGGAAGCCAACACGGCAACAGAAGUUUGCCUUUCUAUACUCGAUCUGUUAUGUCUUUUCACUGAGCAUCAUCAGAGACAGCUGCAGCAGUCAGAUUGCCAGAAUACAAUGAUGAAGAAAGUAUUUGAUACUUACCUAUUAUUUUUACAAAUUAAUAAUUCUGCAGCAGCUCUCAAACAUGUAUUUGCUGCUUUGAGAUUGUUUGUGAGUAAGUUUCCAUCAGCAUUCUUCCAAGGGCUGUCAGAAUUGUACUAUGACAUCCAUAGAUCCUAUCUGAAAGUCGCAGAAGUUGUGAAUUCUGAAAAACGCUUAUUUGGACGAUACUACCGUGUGGCAUUUUAUGGCCAAGGCUUUUUUGAAGAGGAAGAGGGUAAGGAAUAUAUUUACAAAGAGCCCAAAUUAACAGGCCUAUCUGAGAUCUCUCAGCGACUGAUGAAACUUUAUGCAGACAAGUUUGGAGCAGACAAUGUGAAGAUAAUCCAAGAUUCCAAUAAGGUUAACCCGAAAGACCUAGAUCCUAAAUAUGCAUAUAUCCAAGUAACCUAUGUCACACCCUUCUUUGAAGAGAAAGAAGCCGGAGAACGUAAGACUGACUUUGAAAUGCAUCACAAUAUCAACCACUUUGUGUUUGAAACGCCGUUCACCUUGUCAGGAAAGAAGCAUGGGGGCGUAGAAGAGCAAUGCAAAAGACGGACAAUUUUGACAACUAGCCAUUUAUUUCCAUACGUGAAGAAAAGGAUACAAGUCGUAAAUCAGACCAGCACAGAACUGAACCCC
Messenger RNA from Protobothrops mucrosquamatus (brown spotted pit viper), 1157 nucleotides. RefSeq names its product dedicator of cytokinesis protein 10. The transcript is spliced from 11 exons. Gene Ontology annotation, molecular function: guanyl-nucleotide exchange factor activity. NCBI's taxonomy places the organism in Eukaryota, Metazoa, Chordata, Lepidosauria, Squamata, Viperidae. Gene Ontology annotation, biological process: positive regulation of GTPase activity; regulation of cell migration; dendritic spine morphogenesis. The record is from RefSeq and is a predicted model, not a curated record. The annotation marks the transcript as partial.